AUGCUAUUUAACAGACAAGGACAUGCCUUUAUUGGAAAACGCUUUGAUAGCGACUCUUACUGGCAGAUGCCACAAGGAGGUGUUGAUGAUGAUGAGGAACUGGAACAAGCAGCAUUACGUGAGUUGCUAGAGGAAGUUGGUACUAAUAAAGUAAAGGUUAUAACUAAAAGUAAGGAUUGGAUAUACUACAACUUGCCUGAAGAAGUCAUACCAAAGUGCUGGAAUGGGAAAUAUUCUGGUCAAAAGCAAAGGAGGUUCUUAAUGAAAUUUUAUGGAGAGGAUAAGGAUGUUGAUAUUAAUUAUACUGAUCAUCCAGAGUUCAAAGAGUGGCGUUGGCAAAGUAUAGAUGAUUUAGUAGCCAAUGCUAUAUCAUUUAAAAAAGAAGUUUAUAAGACAGUGAUAGAAGAGUUUUCUUCUAUAAUAAAAGCCCCAACAAUAAGCUCAUGA
Messenger RNA from Parnassius apollo (apollo), 447 nucleotides. The record is from the annotation of a GenBank genome assembly. Lineage: Eukaryota; Metazoa; Arthropoda; Insecta; Lepidoptera; Papilionidae.